Castor canadensis (American beaver) is the source of this 1985-nucleotide messenger RNA. The record is from RefSeq and is a predicted model, not a curated record. NCBI's taxonomy places the organism in Eukaryota, Metazoa, Chordata, Mammalia, Rodentia, Castoridae.
AAAGCGGAAGUGAAGCACUUAACGGCAACUUGCGCCCGGAAGGUCAGCGUGUGAAGGAGGCAGGCAGCGGGUUUUCCCGCUGUUACUGUGGAGUAACGGCCAAAUACAAGACCCCGGCCUAAGGCGGAGGCUUCCAGCAGUCGACAGUUUGCUGUGACACCAUGGAGGGUGGCGGAGGAAGUGGCAACAAAACCACAGGGGGGCUGGCCGGCUUCUUCGGAGCUGGCGGAGCCGGUUACUCGCACGCAGAUUUGGCCGGCGUCCCGUUAACAGGUAUGAACCCGCUGUCUCCUUAUUUAAAUGUGGAUCCACGAUAUCUUGUACAGGAUACAGAUGAGUUUAUUUUACCUACUGGAGCUAAUAAAACCCGUGGCAGAUUUGAACUAGCCUUCUUUACCAUUGGAGGAUGUUGCAUGACAGGGGCUGCAUUUGGGGCAGUGAAUGGUCUUCGGCUAGGAUUGAAGGAAACCCAGAACAUGGCCUGGUCCAAACCAAGAAAUGUGCAGAUUUUGAAUAUGGUGACUAGGCAAGGAGCACUUUGGGCUAAUACUUUAGGUUCUCUGGCUUUACUCUAUAGUGCAUUUGGUGUUAUUAUUGAAAAAACACGAGGAGCAGAAGAUGACCUCAACACAAUAGCAGCUGGAACCAUGACAGGCAUGUUGUAUAAAUGUACAGUCCUUUUAGAUAUGUACCCACAAGUGGGAUUGUUGGAUCAUGUAGUUCACAGCUGUUUAUUUGACAUUAAAAAGAGGUGGUCUUCGAGGUGUAGCACGGGGUGGUCUUGCAGGACUAACACUUACCAGCCUCUAUGCACUAUAUAACAACUGGGAGCACAUGAAAGGCUCCUUGCUCCAACAGUCACUCUGAAGAUUUUGCAAACUCAUUCAUGGAGGACAGCAAUAGUCUUAUCAAUAAGUCAGCCAAGUUACUUCUACCUAUAGUUACUUUGAAAAAGUGAAGAUUUUUAUUUGCUGUAAUGAAGAUCAUGAAUGGUUGACCAGGACCUGCACUUCUUGCUCAUAGUGAGUGAAGCCAAAACUCUUUGGUGGCUGACUGAGAAAUGCAGUUCUCUUCUCCUUUGGAGACGGUCUUGCACCUGUUCUUUCUCCUCCCACCUGAACUGGAAAACCACUUAUUCCCAGAAUUCAGGUCAUGCUUAUUAUUUUAUCACAAAGUAUGUUCCUUUAAUAUUCUGAAACUGUAUUGUUGGCCUGUAUUCCAAAUAAAGGGUGAAAAUGAACAAAAGUCAUAACUCCCAAUGUAAAUACAGUUGAUGUCUUCAUUAGGGUAUGUCUCAAGUGAUUAUAUAGCACCUGCCUAGCAAAUAUAGAGCCCUGAAUUCAAUUCCCAGUACCACCAAAAAAAAAAAAAAAUCUGCCUGGAUAUAAAAUGAAACUGACUCUUGAAUCUUUUGUCCUGCCUAAACUAGGCCAAAACAAUGUUUUCAUGUUUGAUUGAAAGGAAAGCCUGAUGUUGGCAUUAACAGCUAGGGUAAGAAGAUUUUUCUCCCAUAGAGCUGACAUUAUACACUCUGGUAUUUCAUCAUUAUAGUAGUAUGCUAAAACAGUGUCCCAACAGUCAGUCUAACCUGUGUCCUUCUGUACCCAGUACCUCAUUCCUUUCUGGGAAUAAUCAGGGACUAGAAGUUUUCGAAGAAGCCUUUGGACAGCAAAAAUAAGGGAUAGCUACUUGUUUUCUGAGUUUGUUUUCUUAUCUAUAAAAUGAAAUCACUUGUAAGUGUACUACAGGUGCACAUACACAAAAUAAAUACUAAGCAACUUGGGACUUGUAUGAUUGGAAAAAAAGUUAAACUGGGCCAUUUUUGGAGGCACCUAGUAAAAGAAUCAAACCAACAAAAGUACUGAACCUUAGGUGUUAAGACCCAUAGAUUUAAAAGAAAAAAAUGUGAAGAGUUUUCAGGAAAAGGUUGAAAUGGAAGUAAUUACCUACACUUUGCUAAUUUAAGAUUCAUAAAUUAUAGUGAA